Molecule: messenger RNA, 3430 nt
Organism: Capsaspora owczarzaki ATCC 30864
Lineage: Eukaryota; Filasterea; Ministeriida; Capsasporidae
Exons: 6
Coding region: 60-3335 (1091 amino acids)
Source: RefSeq, a predicted model, not a curated record
AGCUUUCUCUGGCACACUUUUUUUUUUUUUUUUUUUUUUAAGUUUUGUUUUUCGGCGAGAUGAGUCGAUUCGCCGUGCCCGCUGCUGCUGUGCCUGCUGCUGUGUUGCAUCGGCGCGUCCACCCGCAGCGCAGCCUCCAUCCACACUGUUAUUCCCGCUCGUCGCUGGCGUGCAUGCCAUCACUGCCGCGGGCCGUCCUUCUCGUCGCAUCGGUCCUGGUUCUCGCUCCCGCCCUGCUGGGAUUGGUCGAAAACGCAAGCGCUCAAACGACAUAUUAUCCUCAGACGCUCGGUGGUGGCAAGUGCUGCGCUUCGGUUGCCGCGUGCUAUCUCGUGCCAGACAGAGGCGUAAACCUGCCAUCGAAUUGCAACGGCCACGGUUCGUACACGAGAUGCACGGGCGAAAACCGCAAGCGAUGCGUGUGCGAGUCCGGCUGGCAGGGAGCUCAGUGCAAUGUCAGGACCUGCCCGUCCACCAGCGCCACUGCGCCGUGCUCUGGUCGCGGUACCUGCAACACAGCGACGGGCGUGUGUGCCUGCAAUUCUCCGUUUAGCGGCUCAAUGUGCCAGACAUCGUCGAGCACCAUCCCUUGCCCAAGCAACUGCAACGGGCACGGCUCGUGCGACACGUCGUCCGGUACGUGCACAUGCACUUCUCCGUAUGUGGGGGCCGAUUGCUCGGUCAGCGAGUUUGCCGUGGAUACGGUCAUUCCGGAAGCGGUUGCGUACACUGGCGGGAGCACCAUCAACGUUUACGGCGUCAACCUCGACAAUGUCAUUGUUUGCGUCGACACGGACGGCUCCACGACUGCGUCUGCAUGCUCGAGCACACCGUCCAAGCAAUGCAGCAUUACGGACGCCACCUGCGGCCGCAUCACCUGUACCAUGCCUGCCGUGAGCGACUCUGGCCCCUACUUUCUCGUGUUUGCCGACACUGCCACGAGCUUCACCAUCACCCGAUCCAUCUUCUUGUACGGUGUCCCCGCAACGCUCGUGGCCAUCACGCCAGACACCUCGUCGACCGGCAACGUGGUGACUGUUGACACGAAUUCGGCCAACUUCCUCGACAUUUACCGCCCGUCCUUCUCUGUGGUUGACGCCCAGGGCGAUUUGGUGACGCAAACCCCGGGGUCGAUUGUUCUCCAGGCAAGAGUGUCGCCAUUCCCGUUCGUCCGUCAGGGGCUCACCACCACCCUCUUCCCGCAAACGACCCCGCUCCUCAGCGGUCUGGUCGUGUCGCUGUUUGCCUUUGGUUUUCAAGGCGAGCCCGGCCAAACGUACAACGUCACGUUCAAUGCCUCGUACACGCUCGACAGUGACACCUUCCCGAUCGCUGUCUCGCCCUCCAGCAUCCUCUACGUCGUGAAUGUGUGCCCGACGCCCGGUGCUGUGACACACGCCACUCCUACCAAUUCCUCUGGCAUGUGUCCGAGUGGGUUUUAUCGAUCGCGCUUUUCAAACACAACCUGCAUUGCCACAGAUCCCUCCUCGUCGUGCUUUUGCAAUGCUGGCUACUACGAAACCACCGAUGGCUGCACUCCUUGUGGCAUGAACUUUUACAAGGCUACCGCCGGAAACGGACUCUGCACUGCUUGUGACACGCGCAAAGUCACCGUCGCAACAGCGUCGGACGAUGCCUCUCUGUGCUUGUGCGAGGCAGGGUACUACAGCGAAACGCCAUACACCCCUUGUAUCCAGUGCGACGAGCAGCAAGUGGACUGCAGUGGCACCAGCAUCACACCGCGCACGGGAUUUUACGUUUCGCCAACGCAAGAGGUGUAUCCGUGUCUCGACAACAAUGCCUUGCUUGGCGUCACCGUCUCGAGCAGCGCAUGCUCCAAGGUCUACGAUGCCAAUACCUCUGCGGUUGUUGGCUACUGCGUGCCUGGCUCUACCGGGCCUCUUUGCGCUGUUUGCGAAGAUGGCUACUUUCGCUACAAUGUUGAAUGUCGAGAGUGUGAUUCGGAAAACGGCGGUCCCAGCGCAGGAGCAGCACUCGUCUCGAUUCUGAUGAUUCUGCUGAUCGUGUUUGUGGUGUACACGGCCAGCCGCGAGCGCACCAAACUCUCAAUGAUUUACCGCCUGAUGAUCAAUUUCCUUCAAAUCACGGCUUUGCUUGGCGACUAUCGUGUGGGCUGGGUCGGCGUGCUCAAGGGCGUGUUUGGCGUUGCGUCAGCUGGCAACUUUGACUUCACAGGCUUCUCCUCCUACCAGUGUCUUCUCGAACUGAGCUAUGCUGAGACCUACAUCAUCACGCUGGUUGCACCUUUCGUCAUCAUCCUGUUCCUGGCGCUCUUAUAUUUCGUCUAUGUUGGACUUACGGCGCUUCCAUUCGUGCCGGAGAGCUGGCGGCCGAAAGACGUCAAUCCCAAGAGCCAAAGUUCGGCUGCGCGUCAGCUGUUUGACAAGUACCUCGGUGGCAUGCUUGCCUUGCUCUUCCUCUUCCAUCCAAUCAUUUCAAAGCACACCUUGGGCUGGUUCCGCUGCACGGAGAUUGCAGGUGAAGGCCGAUUCCUGAUCACCGACAUGACUGUGGACUGCGACUCGGACUAUUACCGUUCGUGGCUGGCCGGUGCGAUCACGGUGCUGGUGCUCUUCUGCUUUGGCGUGCCAUUGGCCAUGCUUGCUGUCCUCAUUCGCAACCGGAACAACUUGGACGACGUCGAUGUCAAGCACCGUUACCGCUUCAUGUUUGAGGGGUACCAGCCGCACCUCUACUUCUGGGAACUCGUGUACAUUGCCAAGCGCUUCAUUAUUGCUGCAAUUGCCGCCUUGUAUGUCGCCAAUCCUUCGAUUCAAGUCGUCCUGGCCUCGUGGGCCAUGUUUGUCGGUGUCCUGCUGCACGUCGCCUUCAAGCCCUUCACCAUGAAGAUUGUCUUCCACCUCGAACUGGUGGCGAUGAUUGUGACCUUCAUCACGAUGCUUUGUGGCAUCUUCCUCAACCAAAUUACGUCGACUGAGCGUGACGCUGUCGACUGGUCGUUGGCACUUGCCAAUAUCGGCGUUUUCGUGCUGUUUGGCGUGGUUUUGCUGAUUGCCUCCUCCCGACGCAUCUUUGUGUUUAUUCAGUCCAACACAAAGAGUUUGCGUCAUCGCUUCCAAGGCCCCAAGUCCUCAGAAGACCCCGACGAUGGCGAUGAUUGGUUUGCAGAGCUCCGCGUGACCCAAAACGGCGGAACGAUCCGAAACACCACGUCGCCCAGCAGCAAGCGAAAGUCGCACUACGACAUGAGCGUCAUGUCACCUUCGAAUGAAGUUGUGACAUUUAAGAAUGGCGGGUUUGACAAUGUUGAUGUUGUGAUGGAGAACCCCUGGGUCAAAUCCAAUGAGUUGUGAAAAGUGCGACUUUGCUGUCGAGCGCGAAAAUUGUUGGGUGUGUAGCGUUAAUUUUGUCAAAUGGCAAUCAAAUAUAGUUGUCCUCGUUUGUGAAA